Cornus florida is the source of this 1069-nucleotide messenger RNA. RefSeq lists its product as uncharacterized. The coding region runs from base 121 to 798 and encodes 225 amino acids. NCBI's taxonomy places the organism in Eukaryota, Viridiplantae, Streptophyta, Magnoliopsida, Cornales, Cornaceae. The transcript has 2 exons. The record is from RefSeq and is a predicted model, not a curated record.
UCACGCCUAGUUUUGUAAAGCGUCAGAUCGAACUGGACACACGAACCAGAGUCACCGACUGUCUGCAAACUUUCAUUAGCUCCACUUUCUCUCUCCCCUCCUCUCUCUCUAACUGCUACAAUGGCGAUGACUGUACCUGUACGUUUUCUCAUUAUCUGUAUUUUCUUCAUCUCUGCUUCUGCCAAAACUCUAAUAAAAGUAACAGAUAACCCUGCCGACCAGCUUGUAGCUGCACUUAAUAGUAAUCGAACUGCACACAAGGCAUCAACCCUCUUUAGCAAUUCGGGCCUGGCUUGCAUAGCUCUGCAAUAUAUAAAAGCGUAUGGAGGUAACUGUGGUGAAGUGGGAGGAUCUGAUGCCAAGAAACCUGCUGAGUCUGAAUUUGCUGAAACUUUUGCCCCCAACUGUGGUGUUUUGGCUUCUAGCCUCUCUCCAAUUAGUGGUCGUUUACUUGGCUGCCAGUCCAAAUAUGUUGAGUCUUCAGAAGCAUUCUCAGAGAUUCUGAUGAAAAACAGCAAGAGCUUGGAAAUUCUGUACAGCAAGAAUCACACAGAAGUAGGGGCUGCUGUGAGUGGCUCUGAUGGUGGGGGUCCCUAUUUCUGGUGCAUUCUAUUCAGCAGCGCCAAAUCACCCAACAGCAGCUUCGUUACAGAGGGAGGUGUAGCUAAGGUAACCAGACCUGGAUGCUUUAGUGGUGCAAAUGAUGAUUGCAGCAGUGCUUAUAGCUGGUCUCAACCCCCUCAUUUCUUGCCGAUUGCUGUUGGAGCCUUGUUGAUUGCAGUGGCUUUCGGAUAUUGAUGAUGUCCCUACAAAAUGUGAGUUUUUUUUUUUUUUGGGGGGGGGGGGGGGGGGGGGGGCACGUUCUGUUGUAUUCUUUGGCUUUGCCCCUGUAAGUUGUUGUAUCUUACCUUCAUUCAAUGUUGUGUAAGAGUGCCCAAUCUUUGCCGAUUUGGUAUUUUUUAGUAACUUAAAGUUAUGAAAACAUAAUGCUUAUUCAAAAUUAUGUCCAACUGACAUUUCUGUUACCUUUGGAUCUUGAUAAUGGUGAUACUGCAUUUUUGAACUGACA